Molecule: messenger RNA, 1032 nt
Organism: Akanthomyces muscarius
Lineage: Eukaryota; Fungi; Ascomycota; Sordariomycetes; Hypocreales; Cordycipitaceae
Exons: 3
Coding region: 1-1032 (343 amino acids)
Biological process (GO): alcohol metabolic process
Molecular function (GO): alcohol dehydrogenase (NADP+) activity; zinc ion binding
Source: RefSeq, a predicted model, not a curated record
AUGCCUUCGUUUACCGUCUACAAGGGCGCUGCCGAUGGCACGCCCGUCAAGAGCACCACAUCCAAGCCCGACGAGCUCGUCAGCGACCAGGUCCUCCUCAAGGUCCUUGCCUCGGGCGUUUGCGGCACCGAUCUUCACUACCGUAAGAAGGACAUGGUCCUCGGCCAUGAAGGCGUCGGCGAGGUGCAGGCCGUCGGCCCCGAGGUCCGCCAUCUGCAGGUCGGCCAGCGCGUCGGCUGGGGCUACCAGACGGGCUGCUGCGGGCUCUGCAAGCAGUGCCUUACGGGUAACGAGACGUACUGCUCCCAGCGCCAGAUGUACGGCUCGGCCUCGCCCGACCAGGGCAGCUUCGCGGCGCAGGCCGUCUGGCGCGAGCCCUUUCUGUUCCCGCUCCCUGAGGGCCUGAGCAGCGCCGACGCCGCGCCGCUGCAGUGCGGCGGCGCCACCGUCUUCACCGCGCUGCAGGGCGUCAAGCCGACCGAUACCGUCGGCAUCAUUGGCGUCGGCGGCCUCGGCCACCUGGCGAUUCAGUUUGCCAACAAGAUGGGCUGCCGCGUCGUGGUGCUCUCCAGCUCAGACCGCAAGAAGGACGAGGCGACGCGCCUCGGCGGCCACCGCUUCAUCGCGACGAGCAACCUGAAAAAGGGCGAGAAGAGCAAAGACGAGGAUGUGUGGGAGCUCAACCGCCUGCUGGUGACGACGUCGUCCCUGCCGGACUGGGAGGUCAUCAUGCCGAUGAUGGCGAUGCGCUCCGUCAUCAUGCCUCUGAGCGUCGGCGGCGGCGACCUGGUGGUGCCGUACGGGCCGGUGCUGACGCGCGGCGUCACGAUCCAGAGUGCGCUCGUGGCGACGCGCGCCGUGCACAAGGAGAUGCUGGCGUUUGCCGCGCGCCACGGCGUCAAACCAGUCCUCGAGACGUUUCCGCUCAACGAAAAGGGCGCCAAGGAGGCCAUGGACCGCCUGGAAAAGGGCCAGGUGCACUUCCGCGCGGUGCUGCUGCCGGAGGGGGAGGAGACCAAGCACAAGAUUUAG